UUCUUUUUCACUAUGGUUUUUUCUCUCUUAUGCCUUAAAGUCAUAAUCUCUUUAUCUCUCUAGGUAGAGUUCCCAGUUCUGCAGGAAUGAGGACAAUUAUGCUUAAGAUACUCUUGUUACAGUUUCGUCUCAGACAGUGAGGAGAACAUUUCAAAUUUCUUGAGUUCAUCCUAAGAAGUGUACAUGUUACACCAGAGCAGUUGAUCUGGCACUUAAAUAAACUGCAAUUUAAUACGUCUCAGACAGUGAGGAGAACAUUUCAAAUUUCUUGAGUUCAUCCUAAGAAGUGUACAUGUUACACCAGAGCAGUUGAUCUGGCACUUAAAUAAACUGCAAUUUAAUAAGUAAUUCAAAUGGUUUAUAUUAGCUCCCCUUGCCCAAAGGAACUAAAAAGAUUCCUUGGAAUUUACUUCAUUGGUCUAAACCAACCAAACAAACAAAAAACACCUGUUAAAGAGUUUUGAUUAUAAUAGUGUUGGAAAUAAGGGGCUGGUGGUCCAAAGACAGCCCUAUGAAAUUCUCUAUUCCAACUGCAUCAAGGUAAAGAGAGUGUGGUGGUGAGUAAGCAGUAGGUUGAAGAACUCUGGGCUGAGAGCUAACCAUCUCUUGUCUGUGAGGUUGGUGCACCGACUAUACGCUCUGCUUAGCUUCAGUUCUCAGAAUACAUCUAGGCAGAGGGCAACACCUGAACCCAGAGUUCUGUUAUGUGAAGACGCUUUGAAAAUCCUGACAAUCCCAGGCACCGAUUAAAGUGAUCAGCUAAUUAAUAAGGGGAAGUGGGGCUGGCGUUUGUGUAUUCAACAAGAGCCCACGAUCUGAUUUAAGGUCUGGGUAUGAAAAGAAGCCACUAUCUUCGUUUUUAAAAGAGAAAAAUGGGCAGAAGAGCGUGCAUUUGGGAGUGAGAAAGAAAGAAUUCUGCUUGCUCUGUUUGGCAAUAAAAGCGAUCGCAAAUCAAAGCAGACUUUCUUCAGUCACAUAGGUAAGUAAAGGGUUAUGACCAUUUCCUUUCGAAACUGAAGAGGAAAAGGGAAAUUGGCAGCUGUGCUUUGCCUGCUAUGCAACACCACCCCCCUCCCCCGCGGCGGACGCGGCGAAGUUCAGCACCUCGGAAAGCGCCCCUUCUGGCUGUGCUGGGGAUGACGCAUGCUCCUUGGGAGUCCGCAGCCUGGGCUCUGCGAGUGGGGAUAUAACUCGCGGGAACGCCGCUGACAAGUCACUGGGAGUUGACAACAGCGGAGGGACCGAGACACGAGGCAGAGAGGGCAGCAUAGAAAGACCUCCAGAGAGUCAGAGCCAGGUAGACGAAACUCUCUUCAGAAACCUCAUCUAAGCAGCUGCGGAGGAAAUCGACAAAGGUAUUUGAAAGGCAAGGGGCGGGCCCUCAAUAGCCUUCUCGAGCGGCGGGGUGGGAUGCGCUCGUGCCUAAGUGACAGCGGAAAACGCAAGGAGGAAAGUCUGAGUUUUACAGUAGGGACCCGGAGACGCCAACCUUGGCUGGACGCCGACUGCUUGCCUUAAGAACUCUGCUCCUCUGCUCUCGAAUUCCGCUCCCGCACAGACGCUGAGCGCAGCUCCCGCUCCCAAGGCCAAGCUCCGCGCGCCGAGAACGCGCCUGGAGCCCAGUUUCUAGGCGCUCUGUUCCGCGGCUGCGUUAAAAGCCUCAACGCACGCCGGGACCCCGCGAGAGUUGGUUUCCCUUAGGUCCUAUCCCUGAAAUACGACCUAGAGGCACCUGCGCAGGCAGGUGGCCACUGCAGUCGCAAUAGCCACUAUGAACAAGGCGGCUGGCGGGGACGAGCUUGCAGAACUCUUCAGUCUGAUCCCGGACCUUCUGCAGGCGGCCAACACCAGCGGCAACGCGUCUCUGCAGCUCCAGGACUUGCUGUGGGAGCUGGGGCUGGAGUUGCCGGACGGCGCGGCGCCAGGGCACCCCCCGGGCGGCGGCGGGGCAGAGACCGCGGACACCGAGGCUCGGGUGCGGAUUCUCAUCAGCGUGGUGUACUGGGUAGUCUGCGCCUUGGGGCUGACGGGCAACCUGCUGGUGCUCUACCUGAUGAAGAGUAAGCAGGGCUGGCGCAAGUCCUCCAUCAACCUCUUCGUCACCAACCUGGCGCUGACAGACUUUCAGUUUGUGCUCACCCUGCCCUUCUGGGCGGUGGAAAACGCCCUCGACUUCAAAUGGCCCUUUGGCAAGGCCAUGUGUAAGAUCGUAUCCGUAGUGACGUCCAUGAACAUGUACGCCAGCGUCUUCUUCCUCACCUCCAUGAGCGUGGCGCGCUACCACUCGGUGGCCUCGGCUCUUAAGAGUCACCGGACCCAAGGGCACGGCCGGGGUGACUGCUGCGGCCGAAGCCUGGGGGACAGCUGCUGCUUCUCAGCCAAAGUUCUGUGUGUGUUGAUCUGGGCCGCGGCCACGCUGGCCUCGCUGCCCAACGCCAUCUUCUCCACCACCAUCAAGGUGAUGGGCGAGGAGCUGUGCUUGGUGCGCUUCCCAGACAAGUUGCUGGGGCGCGACAGGCAGUUCUGGCUGGGCCUUUACCACUUGCAGAAGGUGCUGCUGGGCUUCCUGCUGCCACUGGGCGUCAUCAGCCUGUGCUAUCUGCUGCUGGUGCGCUUCAUCUCCGACCAUUGCGUGGCUGGGACCGAAGGAAGUGCCUCAGCAGCUGGGGGAGGCCUGGCCGGAGCCAGCGCCCGAAGACGCUCCAAGGUCACCAAAUCAGUGACCAUCGUGGUCCUAUCCUUCUUCCUGUGUUGGCUGCCCAACCAGGCGCUCACCACCUGGAGCAUCCUCAUCAAGUUCAACGUGGUGCCCUUCAGCCAAGAGUACUUCUUGUGCCAGGUAUACGCAUUCCCUGUGAGCGUGUGCCUGGCGCACUCCAACAGCUGUCUCAACCCCAUCCUCUACUGCCUCGUGCGCCGCGAGUUCCGCAAAGCGCUCAAGAACCUACUGUGGCGCAUCGCGUCGCCUUCUCUCACCAGCAUGCGCCCUUUCACCGCUACCACCAAGCCAGAGCCCGAGGACCCGGGGCUGCAGGCCCUGGCGCCUCUCCACCAGGCCGCGGAGCCCGACCUGCUCUACUACCCGCCGGGCGUGGUAGUCUACAGCGGGGGGCGCUACGACCUACUGCCCAGCAGCUCCGCCUACUGACGCGGGCUGAGGCUCAGAGUGCGCAGAAACUGAAACACGACCUUCCCCAGGUGGAAAAGAGGAGAGCGGAUUAGCGGAUGCUGGAGGGGCCCCCGGAUCAAGAGGUGGGAGGGACGAGGGUGGAGAAAGGCACAAAGAAGGGGGCCGGGGGACUGUUCUUCGGAGAGGGGAGGUGGAGAGAGGAAGCUGACAAAGGGGCCGAGAUCAGCCUCCGGGGGCCAAGUCACCAGCCUCAUGGAGCCAAGCCAUCAGCCUCUAGCCCCCUUCUCUCCACACACACUCCCUUCUUCUCACGCUGUCGCUGCUGGGCCGGAUGGGGCGCCCAGAAGCAGAGAAAGGCAUCAGGAAUGUAGAGCAGUUGGAGCGCGAGGAAGUGGGCCUCAGGCAAAUGGUGAGCAAUUGAGUGCGUUUAUUCCAGCGACUUUUUUGCAGCUCCUCCAAGGUGCAUCCAGAGGGGGGAGCCACCCACAAAACCUUUCCAUCGCGCCUUUCCUGCGCGGAGAGCCUAGAGUAUGGGGCAAAGAAACUUUUUCAGAGUUGGAAAAAAAGGAGUGACAAUCUUCUUCCACCCGCAGGAGAAAGGCAUCACAAGAGCCACCUCCCGCAGGGCGGACAGUUUAUCAUUUGGGACAGGGAAGAAGGGCACACUCACUCGGAGCCGACUAGACUCUGAACAGCCUUUGGGCUCACAGGUCGCAAGGACCAAAACGCUGCUUUCGAGAGGACCCUUCGCUGGGAAGCGGCGUUACUGGGAGGGAGUAGCUAGAGGACCUCUUCAGGCGAAAGGGGGCUCUCUUGGGAACCCAGCUGCAAGUGAGUGGGUCCUGCACUGGAAGCCUGGGCGGUGGGUUUCCUCUCAGAGCCCUUGGGUGCCUGGAGACGCUGCGUGGGCUCCGGUCUGCGCGCUGCAUGUGAGCUGUGCCAGCAGAAACUUGAACAGGUCUGAGAAGACACGUUGCUGGGAGUGGGGACUUUUCUACAGCCUCUCCCCCCUCGCUCUUUGGGAAUCGGGAUGCUGGUUUGAUGGAGGCUCUGGACAAGCGAGUGGAGGGGGGCUCUGCUGCAUUUUUCAUGGGCUUAAAUAGAGGAUUAAGAGAUGCUGUAGAAACAUGGUUCCUGAAAACCUAAUUCCUAAAAGCUGGAGUCUGAUCUUUCAGGAAGAGCGGGUGGGAGGGGAUUGGAAGCUCAAGUAAAAUCUGUCCUAAAGGGAAAGAGUACUGAGAGCCUGUUCUGAGGGCACCACCAGGAUUCCAGGCAGCGGGUUCCUUAUCAGCCAUAGCACUGAGGAGAGAAAGCAGGGACCCAGAAUUCCUAGAAAGGACUCUACCUUAACCAAGUUCUUUUCAAUUCUAAGGAGUGCACAGCACAUUGAUGUGCAUGAUGCGUUCUUCCUUACCUCCAGGCAGUCUGUGGGACCCUCUGAUGGGUGACACAUUUCUCAUGACAAUUCUAUUCUGGUCAGGUCAGUGGAGUCCUUUCUCGAGUCUACUCAGAAAAUGAGGAUCAAACAGCCAUCCACCCACUCAGCUGGCAGUUUUGACAGAGGUGUUACUGUUGGUCCCUUUGGCAACCUAGUCAAACCUGGCAAGGUGGGCACCUACUGGUAAAAAAAUCUUUACAGAAACAUGUCUGUUUAAAUAGCCUCUUGAAGUGGAAAUUGUAAUUUUGUUGGAAAUGCCCUGUACUGUCUGAGAUUUGAGGCUCAAGCUGUGAACUCCACAGCCUCAGCAUCCCUCAUCCUGCAUUGUGUAACACACACAGCAACAGUGUUGUUACACUCAGACCUUGCCACAAAAACAAAAGCUGCAUGAUCUCAAUCCUGAGCAGUUUUGAGAAGUUAGGUUUUUUAGAAAACAGAAUAAUGCUUUUGUUUUUCACUAGUCAAAUUUGUCUCUUCUCUUUCGAAAGAGGAUGUAUUGAUACUGAUAUUGAGUACCAAUGGGCUAAUAAAAAUUGAAAUGUAAGCCUCCAAGAUAAAAAAAAAAAAGGAACAAGUAAAUACCCACGAAGAACAAAUAGCAUGGCAGUGUAUCCAUGUGUAACACUGAGAUUAGAGGCUUAGAAGAGGCUAUUACAGGGAAUUUGCUAUUUCAGUUUAAACAAAAAAUAAUAAUAAUAAUAAUGGGUAGGUAGCCCAGGUUCUUUAGGAAAGUAUAUUGAAGUGUGUGCUUUUGCUGUGAUGGGCACUAGAAAAACAGAAGGGGCUGAGGGGCAAGGACUUCAUGAAAGAACUCCAUGAAAAAGUCACCUUGUCCCCACCCAAACCUGACGGCUUCUGAGAACAUGGCUAGAGGAGCAAAGACCAAGACUUCUGUCUACCAAAAGGACAAAAGCAUCAACGAGGAAGCAGUCCCAUCCAGUUGACAUCAGCAAUGUAUUUUUUGAAUGUUGAUUGUGUACCAAGGUCUGUGCUGAGUGCUGGCAUCACAGACACAUUCCUGACAUUUACAAGGGGACACCACCGCCCUGUACACAGGGCAAGUGAGUCAUGAGAGGGUGCGUUGAAUGUCGUAAUAAGGGCCAAAAGAAAGUGCUGUCUAUAGGACUACAGGGAUGGAAAGCUUGACUCUCCUGGGGGAUCAGAAACUUUCCUCACCAAAACAGUAUUUGAGAUGGAACUAUAAGUAUGGGUACAAUUUAGAUGGGCAGAUAUGACCACUGAGACAAGGAGUGGGGACACAGAGAGGACACCUGAAGCUGAGGACAUGCAGUGAUCAAGGGCUUUGAGGUUGGAAUGUCAGGGGCAUGGUGGGGGAAGGGAGAAGCCAAGCAACGUGACUUCCCUUUCUCCUUCAGGAUUUCCUGGGAUUUCUAUGAAGAAUGUAGGUGUCCUUGCCCCUGCUUUAUUUGUCUGGGAACAAGACAUUUUUGUCCCAGAGAGGAGAUGUCGUUUGUAUACUAAGAACAAGUACUUAGUUCCAAAGGUGGUUAACGGCUUUUUAAAUUGGAUUCUAUCCACUCAUUCAAAUCACCAUGAACUUGAAUUAAAAGAGAAAAGUAUUUGAAUAUUUGCAUGUGACUGUGUCUGGGGAGGGGAGAGGCUGCGUGUCAUAGCCCAUCCAGGGUUCCACCUGCAAAGACCUUGACUUGUAAUAAAGACCAUGCCCCGUGGUUGGCCAC
Messenger RNA from Sus scrofa (pig), 6268 nucleotides. RefSeq names its product relaxin family peptide receptor 3 (gene RXFP3). Gene Ontology annotation, cellular component: membrane; external side of plasma membrane. The record is from RefSeq and is a predicted model, not a curated record. Gene Ontology annotation, molecular function: C-C chemokine receptor activity; C-C chemokine binding. Gene Ontology annotation, biological process: G protein-coupled receptor signaling pathway; positive regulation of cytosolic calcium ion concentration; immune response. NCBI's taxonomy places the organism in Eukaryota, Metazoa, Chordata, Mammalia, Artiodactyla, Suidae.